AUGUUCAAGCUGAUGUCGGUGUUGCCAUCGAGCGAGCAUGACCAGGUUUUUGCGUCAGAUUGCCAGAAGAUUUUAAACCAGAUGAGAGAGAUCACAGGGAUUCAAGAUUCGGAUUUGCUUCAGGCCGCUCUAAAGGCUGCUAAGGGAGACCUGAUGGAGGCAGUCAUCUUCCUCACGGAGGAUCACAGCGAGGAGCUAGCUAAGGACGUGGCGGCUGUCGAGCCAUCCACAGGGGAAGGCAGCGCUUUGGCCACACAGCCCCAGCAGAAUGUGACUGCCUUGCUUACCCCUACCAAGAACGAUGACCCUGGUGCAGCCGGUGCCUUCAGACUGCUGGAAUCGCCAAAAGCUCAGACUGCGGAAAGAGACGCUGCUGAAAGACCGCAGGAGACGCCUUCUGCUGAAAGCAAAACCCGCUCCAAAAGGAAACGCGGUGAAGACUGGGGAGAGAGCCUCAAGCACAGCGACUGGAGAAGAGUGGGAGACUGGCCCGUUGGCAUGAAGAACAUUGGAAAUACAUGUUGGUUCAGCGCUGUCAUACAGUCUCUGUUCCAGUUGCCAGAGUUUCGGCGGCUGGUCCUUGGCUACUCCCUCCCGCCAAAUGUGCUUGAACGUUGCUGUACUCACACUGGAAAAAGAAACGUGGCGUUCAUGCAAGAACUUCAAUAUCUCUUUGCCUUAAUGCUGGGGACACGUCGUAAGUUUGUAGACCCUUCUGCGGCACUGGAACUCUUGAGGGACGCGUUUAGAUCUGCUGAAGAACAGCAGCAAGACGUGAGUGAGUUUACGCACAAGCUGCUGGACUGGCUGGAGGACGCGUUCCAGCUCACUGUGAAUGCCAAGACCCCCGGGGACAAGUCUGAAAACCCAAUGGUACAGCUGUUCUACGGGACUUUCUUGACAGAAGGUGUCCACGAGGGCAACACCUUUUCCAAGAUCGAAACCUUCGGUCAGUAUCCCCUUCAGGUCAAUGGGUAUCGAAACUUGAACGAGUGCUUGGAAGGAGCCAUGGUGGAGGGGGAGAUGGAGCAGGAGACAGCGUCUGACUCGGUGAAGUAUGGACAGGAGCGCUGGUUUACAAAACUCCCACCGGUACUGACCUUUGAACUUUCGCGCUUUGAGUUCAACCAGUUGCUCGGACAGCCGGAGAAAAUUCACACCAAGCUAGAAUUUCCCCAGACUAUUUAUAUGGACAGGUACCUCUACUGCAGCAAAGAGCUUAUUCAGAUGAAGAGAGAAGAAAUGAAAAGACUAAAGGAGAAAAUGAUGACUCUGCAACAGAAGCUGGAAAGGUACAUGAAGUACGGCUCUGGCCCGGCCCGCUUCCCGCUGCCUGACAUGCUCCAGUACGUGCUCGAGUUCGUCACAACAAAGCCAGCCGCGGUCGCUUCUCCUGCUGCGGACUCUCAGCCCACGCUCCUGCAGCCCCAGGCCGAGCCUCCUGCUCUGGACACGCUUCUGCAGCCGAGUGGCACACUAGAAGGGAGAGGUGCGAGGACCGAAGACGAAGCUGUCUUUUCGGGAAAUUCUGCGGUGCAGCAAAGACCAGGCAGCCCCCUCCAGCCUGCUGGGGAGCCGGCAGAACCACCGGAGUGUCCAGCUCCUCACGGCGUUUCCGAGGAAGAGCUGAACCUUGUUCAGGCGUGUCUGCAGCGAUGGAGAGACGAGAUUGAGCAGGACGUGCGAGAUCUGAAGGAGUCCAUUGCCAGAACCAGCCUGUCCAUCGAACAAAUGUACUGUGACCCUCUCCUCCAGCAGGUUCCGUAUCAUUUGCACGCGGUCUUGGUACACGAAGGGCAAGCGAAUGCCGGUCACUACUGGGCCUUCAUCUACAACCAGCCGCGGAAGAGCUGGCUCAAGUACAAUGACAUCUCGGUGACAGAGUCGUCAUGGGAGGAACUGGAGAGAGAGUCGUUUGGCGGCUCGAGGAACGCCAGCGCCUACUGCCUGAUGUACAUAAGCGAUCAGGUGUCCCGCCUUGUUGCAGACGGGGACGCCUGCUCUGAAGGCGCGCAGUUUCAGAAGGAGAUCGAGGCCCUGCCCCUGGAGCUGCGACUCUACGUCCACGAGGACAACUGGCGGCUCGAGCAGGAGGCGGUGGAGUGGGAAGAGGAGCAGUCGUGCAAGAUUCCUCAGAUGGAUCCUUCGCCCAUCUCGGACUUGCAGGACCUCUCUUCCGAAUCGGGACCAGAUCCAUCCUCCGUGGGUGAGGAGACGGUGCGCUCUCUGUCCUCGGAGCAUGCCAUGAUUGCCAAGGAGCAGACAGCCAAGGCCAUCGCCAACACCGCAGACGCCUACGAGAGGAACGGCGUCGAGGCGGCUCUCUGUGAGCCCAAGGAGGUAGAACCAAUGAAGGCCCAACUGGGAGAAACAGCCCUUACAGUUCAGGCAGAGCCGCCCCAGGAUGCUAAAGAAACAGAGGCUGCUGCCCAAACUAGCUCACAGGUCUCUGAAGUGGAAAUCCCCAGUGUGGGGAAGAUUCCCGUUAGAUCCGAUGCAGACGGAUAUAACGAGGAGGUGAUGCUGAGCCCAGCCAUGCAAGGCGUCAUCCUGGCGAUUGCCAAAGCCCGCCAGACCUUUGAUCGCGAUGGGUCUGAAGCGGGGCUCGUUAAGGCGUUCCACGAGGAGUACUCCCGGCUCUACCUACUUUCCAAAGAGACACCCGCCCCGCACAACGACGCCCGCUUGCAGCACGUGCUCGUUUACCUCCUGCAAAACAGCGCUCCCCAGCAAGUGGUGGAACGGACCCUUCUCGAGCAGUUCGCAGACAAGAACCUCAGCUACGACGAAAGGUCGAUUAGCAUCAUGAAGGUAGCGCAAGCGAAGCUGCGAGAAAUUGGUCCCAAUGACGUCAAUAUGGAGGAGUACAAGAGAUGGCACGAGGACUACAGCCUUUUCCGCAAGGUCUCGGUUUACCUGCUCACGGGGUUGGAGCUCUACCAGAACAGCAAGUACCAGGAGGCACUCACCUACCUGGUCUACGCCUACCAGAACAACGCCAAGCUGCUCCUGAAAGGCAUCAACAGAGGAGUCAACGAGUCGCUGAUCGCCUUGUACAGGAGGAAUUGUCUCCUGAAGCUGAACGAGGUGGCGGCGUCUCUGUUUGCAAGCUCUGAAGAAGCUCGCGUGGCAGAGGGUAUCAGCAUCCUGAACGAGCUGAUCAUCCCCUGCAUGCACCUCAUGAACAGCUUCGACGUCUCCAAAGAGGACCUGGAUGCCAUGGAGGUCAUGAGGAACCGCUGGUGCUCCUACUUGGGACGAGAGGACAUGGAUGCCAAGGUGCAGAUGAAGCUGGGCGAGCUACUGCCCCGGCUCCUCGACUGCUCCACCGACGUCAUCGUGCUGAAGGAGCCCCCAAAGAUCCGGCCCAACUCCCCCUACGACCUCUGCAGCCGGUUCGCAGCCGUGAUGGAGUCCAUCCACGCGGCCUCA
Molecule: messenger RNA, 3432 nt
Organism: Apaloderma vittatum (bar-tailed trogon)
Lineage: Eukaryota; Metazoa; Chordata; Aves; Trogoniformes; Trogonidae
Gene: USP28
Product: ubiquitin specific peptidase 28
Exons: 26
Biological process (GO): regulation of protein stability; DNA damage checkpoint signaling; protein deubiquitination
Cellular component (GO): cytosol; nucleus
Molecular function (GO): protein binding; cysteine-type deubiquitinase activity; cysteine-type endopeptidase activity
Source: RefSeq, a predicted model, not a curated record